Messenger RNA from Malassezia japonica, 1176 nucleotides. RefSeq names its product cathepsin D. Lineage: Eukaryota; Fungi; Basidiomycota; Malasseziomycetes; Malasseziales; Malasseziaceae. Bases 1 to 1176 code for a protein of 391 amino acids. The record is from RefSeq and is a predicted model, not a curated record. The transcript has a single exon. Gene Ontology annotation, molecular function: aspartic-type endopeptidase activity. Gene Ontology annotation, biological process: proteolysis.
AUGCAACUUAGCCUCAAGUUCGUUACGGGCCUUCUCCUCGCCUCGAGUGCUGCCUUCGCUGAGAACGCGAACGAGAUCAGCCUCGAGCGCCGCAACUCGUUCAUCUCGUCCAACAACGAGCUGAACGUCAACCUGUUCUCCAAGCACAUGGUCCAGAUCGACCACAAGUACAAGACUGCGCUCAACAACUACAAGCGCAACAUCGGCAAGGACCACCCUCUUCUCCGCCUGCUCCUCGGCCAGAAGCGUGGUGGCCCCGCCUCGCUCGACCUGACCGACGUUCAGAACGAGCAGCUCUGGGCUGGUGAGGUCACCUUCGGCGGUCAGACCUUUGGCAUUGACUUCGACACUGGCUCGGCGGACACGCUCGUGAACCCCAGCGCCUACAACCCCAAGAAGUCGAAGUCGGCCAAGAACACCCACGAGUCGUUCCAGGCCUCGUACGGUGACGGCACCACUGCCAAGGGUGCUAUCUACACCGACAGCUUCGAGAUCGCUGGUCUCAAGGCUAAGAACGUCGCCAUUGGCCACUCGACCACCAAGUUCAUCGACGACCAGGACCCCAGCGAGGGUAUCUCGGGUAUGGCUUUCCCCUCGAUCCAGACCUUCCCCAAGCAGUACAAGCCCUUCUUUGAGUCGCUCAAGGACCAGAAGGCUGUGAGCCAGGGUGUCUUCCAGUUCACCCUCAAGUCCGGCAAGGGCUCGACCCUCACCCUUGGUGGUGUGGACUCGUCCAAGUACACUGGUGACGUUGCUUACACCGACGUUGACCCCAGCCAGGGCUUCUGGCUCACUGACGCCAAGAUCAACGGCAAGGGUAUCAAGGCCAUCAUUGACUCGGGCUCGACCAUCAUCUCGGGUCCCACCGACCAGGUUCGCAGCGUUGUUCAGGGUCUCAAGGGCAUGACCCCCUUCAACCAGGGUGGCACUAUCAUGUACACCUACGACUGCUCGCAGACUCCCAGCAUCACCAUCAACGUUGCUGGCAAGGACUUCAAGCUCGGCAAGGCCCAGACCCGCUACGGUACCGUGCAGGGCGGCAAGUGUGUGCUUCCGAUUGCUGGUCAGGAUGGUAUGCCCAUGGACGCCUGGAUCGUCGGUGACACCUUCUUCCAGGCCACCUCGAUCAUCUUUGACACCGACAAGAACCGCAUGGGCUUCGCCAAGCAGGCUUAA